AUGACCUGUGUUUUACACCGGCUUUACAACUUACCUGCUGUCCGACCAAACGGAAAUUACCGCACUACGCCGGAAGUUUACUCGUUUCCAAGGCAACGGCUCCGCCACCACUCCCUCCAGGUGGCCGGAGUCGGGACGCUGGAAAGCGACUCAGAGGAAAGGGCUUCCGCCGACGGCGGCCGCCGCCACAGCGACUCGCGGGGAGUAGUAAAUGAAGACGGCGGCCGCCGUACCAGCCAUCAUGCGUGGAAGGUAAACGGCCGACACGGUUCUCACGGCGCCCAUUCCAGGGGAAGAGUUGCCGAAGCCCAGGGACUUUGUCUCGCCGACAACAGGGAGAGAAAACGUGAAGAAGGCGACAAUCGCCUCAAGGUCUCCUUGGGAAGAGUGGGUGAAGACGUCGGCUUCUCCCGCAGGGACUCGCGGAGAGUCGUUGGAGACAUAGGCCACCACCGCUGUGCCUUUCGGGAGAGAGUCAAGGGAGAUGGUGGUCACCGUCACAGCAGCUCUUGGGUGAAAGUGAGGGGAGACCGCGGCUUCCCCAGCAGCGACUUGAGUUCAAGUGACGUCGGCGACCCGCACUCGAGCGACUCUGGUGCUACAGUCAGAGACCACAACCGCCGACUCAGUGGCUCUUGGGAGAGAGGGAGUGUGGAUGGUAGCCACUACCCCAGUAGUUCUUGGGACGGAGUAAGUGAGGACCGCGGCUAUGUGGCCAGCGACUCCUCGGGGGUGAGCGUUAGCGAAAACGCCGGUCGCCGUCUCCGUGGCUUCCGGGAGAGAGAAAGUGAAGACGAAGGUUCCCGAGGUAGGGUUUCUUGGGAGAGAGCAAGCAGGGAGGACUCUGGCUACCGUCCCAGCGACGACGACGAAGACGGCUGCAGCCGCUACAGUGGCUCCUGGGUGAGAGCAAGUGAAGACCGCCGCAGCAGCAGGGGCCUGGAUUCCACUCCUCCCGGGAGUCUGAGGGAUUGCACCAUGCCUGGGGUGGCCAAUUCGGGCCCUUCCUCUUCCUUUAAGGAGACUGCAAACACGUGUGCCAGGAAGAAGGUACAUUUUGGUAGCAUUCAUGAUGCAGUACGAGCUGGAGACGUAAAGCAGCUUUCAGAAAUAGUGGAACGUGGAGCCAACAUUAAUGAAGUUGAUGUUCUCCAUAAAUUUACCCCUUUGCAUUGGGCAGCACAUUCUGGAAGCUUGGAGUGUCUUCAUUGGCUGCUGUGGCAUGGAGCUGAUAUCACACAAGUAACCACAAGAGGCUGGACAGCAGCUCACAUAGCUGCAAUUAGAGGUCAAGAUGCUUGUAUGCAGGCUCUUAUAAUAAAUGGAGCAAAUCUGACAGCUCAAGAUGAUUAUGGAUGCACUCCUUUACAUCUUGCUGCAACUCAUGGACAUUCUUUCACUUUACAAAUCAUGCUCCGAAGUGGAGUGGAUCCUAGUGUGACUGAUAAGAGAGAAUGGAGACCUGUACAUUAUGCAGCUUUCCAUGGGCGGCUUGGCUGUUUGCAACUUCUUGUCAAAUGGGGAUGUGGCAUAGAAACUGUGGACCACAAUGGAAACCUUCCAGUUCACUUAGCAGCCAUGGAAGGCCACCUUCAUUGUUUUAAAUUCCUACUCAGCAGAAUGAAUAGUGGAACACAAGCUUUAAAAGCCUUCAAUGAUAAUGGAGAAAAUGUAGUGGACCUGGCCCAGAGGUUUUUUAAACACAAUAUUUUACAGUUUAUCCAGGGGGCUAAAUAUGAAGGAAAUGAUUUAGGAGAUCAAGAAGCAUUAGCAUUUCCAGGUCAUGUGGCUGCCUUUAAGGGUGAUUUGGAAAUGCUUAAGAAAUUAGUAGAAGAAGGAGCAAUCAAUUUUAAUGAACGUGAUGAUACUGGAUCAACUCCUAUGCAUAAAGCUGCUGGACAAGGCCACAUAGAAUGUUUGCAGUGGUUAAUUAAAGUGGGAGCAGACAGUAAUAUUACUAACAAAGCAGGGGAGACACCCAGUGAUGUGGCUAAGAGAUUUGCCCACUUGGCAGCAGUGAAGCUACUAGAGGGGCUGCAGAAAUAUGAUAUAGAUGAUGAGUAUGAUAUUGAUGAAAAUGACCUAAAGUUUUUUGUAAGGCAUGGUGUUGAGGGAAGCACUGAUGCCAAGGAUGAUUUAAGUCUGAGUGAAUCAGAUAAAACAGAUGCUAGAAUGAGAGCUUAUAACAAAAUUACAGAAUUGAGACACCUUCUGGAAAUUGCUGAGAGCAACUAUAAACAUUUGGGUGGGAUAACAGAAGAGGAUCUAAAGCAGAAGAAAGAACAGCUUGAAUCUGAAAAGACCAUCAAAGAACUGCAGGACCAGCUGGAGUAUGAACGACUCCGUAGAGAGAAAUUAGAAUGCCAACUGGAUGAAUAUCGAGCAGAGGUGGAUCAACUUAGGGAAACAAUGGAGAAAAUUCAGACCCCCAAUUUUAUGGAUAUGGAAGAUGACUCAUGUGAGUCCAGCAAAGAGAAGAGGCGAGUGAAAAAAAAGGUGCCUUCUGCGGGAGUGUUUGUAAGAAGGAAUAAGGACUCAAACAACAAAUAAGUUGUGAUUCCUGCGCUCCUGAGUCUAGGAGAGUUCAUGAAGUAAAUGGAUCAUUGGAAGUGAUCAUUGGAAGUACAGCGAAGUGACACAUAGAGAAGGUUCAAGCUGUUGUUGGAGCACACGGGAAGCGUUGGGAAGACUAUGUCAAUUAAAGCAAGAACCCUUUUCCCUUCCUGUGAUCUUUGCCAAAGAGAUGUGGGGUGACUGGAAAAAGGACACUUGACCUUCAUGUGUCAUGGUAAUAACCAAAAAUUGAAAGUGGGGAGAUGGUUCUGAAAUUUCUGAGCCUAAAUUAGUGGGACAUAGGUUAUGAAAUGAGGAACUAUGCAUCUGACUGACAGCCCUUCAAAAACAACAAAAACUAACAGCAAACUAAGACUCUUCCUUUGUCAUUUAUUUAAUGAUUUGUUACAGGAUACAAAUUGUUGUGGUGAUAUAAGAUAGAUCUGAGUUGAGAAGAGAAUGUAGAAAAUACUUUAGGAGUUUAAAACAUAUUUGAUGUUUUUUCCUUGUUGAUUUUUUAAAUUCUCAGCAACUGGCUUAACAUGACCUGACUAUUCCAAGGUGGCCAUUCACCCUUUUAGAGCAAAAUAAAAAAAUUUUAACUUAUCACCAGCUAACAAAACAGAAGCAUGGAAGUGGAUGAGGGAAAACAAUGACUCCAUUUCAUUUUCCAGUUCUGCUUGGAAUUAGCUCUAGUGGCAAAGUUAAGAAAUUUUUAAGUGAGGGAUUUUUUAAAAAUCAACUUUUUUCUUAUAGUUUAAGAAAUCCAUUUCCUUAAUUGAGAAGAGAAAAAGGAGAAGUCUUAAAAGCCCUGAAAGGCCGUAUAGAUUCAGCUAAUUCUGUAAACAUCUUUUGCUCAAAUAGACACAGACGUUGUUGAGAAGAUGAAAAGACUUAGCAAUUCAGUAGCACAGAUAGAGCAUGAGGUUCGUGAAUUAAAUAGGCAGAAUACAAGCCAAAUUAUUAAGGAAACCCUUUGAAGAGAAGCACUAAAUCGACAAAUGCCAUUUCCAUAACUAUCAAAAUUUUGAAAAGAAGGAAAUAAAAACGGAAAGAUGAGUUUCACAAAGUGAGAAAGAGCAUCUCGUGGGGGAUGUCAGUGGUGCUGGCUUAGCCUCUUAAUGUUUGUGCUGCUGCUGUGUCUCUACCUGGGUCGGAAACCUGCAUUUGAAGGCACAGCUGUGUUGAAAAGACAGCUUCAUUACUUAGGAAAGGAAACUGUCCUUGUAGCAACCCUGGCGGAUCCCUCCCUAUCCAUUAUUCUUUAACAACUAGCUCAAGGUCAACAAAUGAAUAGUUCACUGAGGCUAAUUGUGCAAUAAGUGCAAGAGGCAACAUGUUGGUGGGAUUCCCUGUCCCAUCCUCACUGCCCGCUCAGAGACCCCCUUGCUCAGUCAGAUGCUCUGGGGUCAUGGGUAUUCGCAGAAGACUAACUAGAAUGAAUGGGGACAUCACAUCCCAGGCUGACCUUCAGGUUUACCACAGGGCACUCUUAAGAAUUUCCUUAUAUUACCAUCUCUGUUGAUCCUGCUUUCCCCAUCCUUAUCCAAAACAAAGAAUGGUAGUAUCUGCAGGUUCUGUCAUGUUUAAGACCUGAAGCUAUAUCAGUCCAGUCUGCAAUAAUAAAAAUCUUCAAUUAGAAAAAAUAAAAAA
Messenger RNA from Ictidomys tridecemlineatus (thirteen-lined ground squirrel), 4206 nucleotides. NCBI's taxonomy places the organism in Eukaryota, Metazoa, Chordata, Mammalia, Rodentia, Sciuridae. The record is from RefSeq and is a predicted model, not a curated record.